Molecule: messenger RNA, 1734 nt
Organism: Poecilia latipinna (sailfin molly)
Lineage: Eukaryota; Metazoa; Chordata; Actinopteri; Cyprinodontiformes; Poeciliidae
Product: cyclin-dependent kinase 10-like
Exons: 5
Coding region: 670-1170 (166 amino acids)
Biological process (GO): protein phosphorylation; regulation of mitotic cell cycle
Cellular component (GO): nucleus
Molecular function (GO): protein serine/threonine kinase activity; ATP binding
Source: RefSeq, a predicted model, not a curated record
CUGAUCUAAACUGUUCCAUUGUAGCUCUGGCUGGAUGUUUAGGCUUGUUGUUGUGCUGUAGUGCAACCUCUGCAUUUUUAAACGGGUGUUCUCUCUGCAUUCAUCUCCAUCAACUCUGACCGGCUUCCCUGUCCCUCCUGAAGAGAAUCGUAGUGAUUUCACUUCCCAUGGUGUUUUCAGGCGAAUGUGAAGUGUUAAGUUUAUUUAUUGUUUUCCAUGUUGAUCAAAAAGGGUUUGUGGAGAGCUGCGUGUCAAACAGAUUCUUUCACGUGAGAAGCAGCUCCUCCAGAGGAACUACAGGCCUUUUUGUCAUAUCAUCCUCUUCACAUUCUCACACGAGGGAUUGAACAUAUUUUUGAACUUUCAGGUAUAUCUUACCUAUCGUUUUCCUUCCACUCAACUUCCCAUUAAUAUGCAAGAAGAGCCAGCUUCUUGAGUCAAGAGCCAGCUUCCUGAGUAACUCAGCCUCCUUGUUGAAGAUGAUGUCCAAAAGUGACGGCGGUGAAUAAUCGGGUCUCCUUCUGUUUGAUCCCUGUUGAUCUGUGUGCGAUGCGCCGUGGAAAUUCCCCCCCGUGUUGCUGUGCUUGCGCUGCCUCAGUGGAAACUCUUCCCCGUUAAUCCUCUGCAGUAAUCCAGCUUCAUUAUCUCAUUGAGGUCUGCAGUCCAACCAUGUCCUCUCCUUCACGCAGGUACCGCGCUCCGGAGCUCCUCCUGGGGACGAAGACUCAAACUACAGCUCUGGACAUGUGGGCAGUGGGCUGUAUCCUGGCCGAGCUGCUGGCCCACAAACCUCUGCUGCCCGGAACCUCGGAGAUCCAGCAGGUAGACCUGAUAGUGCAGCUGCUGGGGACGCCCAACGAGAACAUCUGGCCGGGUUUCUCUCAGCUGCCGCUCAUCGGUCAGUACAGCCUGAGGAAGCAGCCAUACAACAACCUGAAGAACAAGUUCACCUGGCUGUCUGAUGCUGGACACAGACUGCUCAACUUGCUCUUCAUGUACAACCCACAGCGCAGAGCGACCGCCAAAGAUUGUCUGGAGAGCUCCUACUUCAAAGAGAAACCUCUGCCCUGCGAGCCGGAGCUGAUGCCGACGUUCCCGCACCAUCGAAACAAGCGAGCCGUUGCUCUGGCGGAGAGCCAGCCGAAGAGGAGGAAGAGCAGCAAGGUCUGAGGAUGAUUACUGCCCCCUGGUGGGGAGCUGCGGUGUCACACUGGAGGCGAAGUUCAGGGGGAGAAAAUAAGACUGCUAACGAUGCGUCGCGCAGUUUUAAAGCCAACUUUGUUAGUGUUGACGUGAUCAAAACCAAAAGAGCUGAAGUGGGCUAAAUUAUCAGAUGUGUAACAUGACAAGAUAACUCUGUUUUGUUUUCUUCAUUUUUACUUGCUUCCUAAACACAAACGGGUACAUUUCGUGACAUUUUUCAGUGUUUAGAUCCAAUAUUUUUAAUUUUUAAUUAAUUCACAAUAAAUCAGAACCUGGUAAAGUGUUUCAUGGUAAUUAAAGAAAAUAUUUAAAGAUGUCUUUUUAUUGUUUUUGUUUGUAUAAAGGCCUUUGUUUUUCUUCCUUGGUGCAUUCUGCCUCUAUAAUGAACAGUAGUGCUUUGAUGGGCACAGUGUACAUUUAUGAUUAAAGUUUUACAGGUUGAAAAACCACCGAGCUGUAAUGACUGGACAAAUACUAACCUGCUGGGUUGUGUCCUUUUGUAUUGCAUGUUUCAGUAAAAAUGUCAGUGUA